Molecule: messenger RNA, 2571 nt
Organism: Phytophthora sojae
Lineage: Eukaryota; Oomycota; Peronosporomycetes; Peronosporales; Peronosporaceae
Exons: 1
Coding region: 1-2571 (856 amino acids)
Source: RefSeq, a predicted model, not a curated record
AUGACGAAGAGUCCGGACAUUCAAGGCAGAUCGUCGAGCAUUCGGCCGUGGCUCGGGUGGGCCUUCGUCUACGCGUUCGUGCUCUUCCUCUUCUUCGUCUACCGGUGCAUGGCGCUCAAGCCGCUGGUGUUGAUGUACGCCAGUGACAAGGACUACACGUCCAAGGUGGUGCUUGAAGCGCUGGGCCUGGGCUUCCUGGAAGACUUGGUCUGCGCGACGUACUUCGCCACCGCUCUCUGGUGCUUCGACAGCCUCAAGACGUUCGCGUCCAAGUGCUACGCUCGUGACAGCAACCUGGCAGGCAAAUUCCUCACGUUCACCGUCUCGUGGCUGCUGUUCGUGGCCAUGAUGGCGCCGUUCGUGGCCGACCUGGUGCUCGUGCGGCUGCGCAGCAUGCGCUUCACCUUCGACCUCGUGACCAUGGCCAUCGACGAGCGGGACCACGCCAAGGCCGUGGCCGUGUCCAGCUCGGAGGUCAGCGACGCCACGCUGAGCGUGACGGAGUUUCUGGUGGUCGCCACCUUCUUCGCCAUUGUGCGGGCGUGGGCGGCGUGGGCCGAUCUGUCGACGUGGAACCCGACGCACCUGGUGCUGCCGUCGGAUGAUUCGCUGCUGUACGUGGCGCUGAGCGCGGGUGGCAACAAGCCACUCUCACCCAGAAGCAGGAGCCCCAAGCGCGAAGGAGACUGUCGACAGUACUUCAAGCAGAGUCUCGUGGCCCUAGCGGGGCUUGUGCUCUUCCCCGUCAUCGUGGUGGCCAUCAGCACUGCCAGCUCGCCGCUGGUGGCGUAUUCAGCGCUCAACACGACCUUGAACGAGCUCUUCACGCGCGGACUGGAGCCGACGCUGGACGUGACAGUGGCCGCCCCCAUGGUCGUCGAGGACGUCGUGGAGGAGAGUGUCGAGACCGCAGCCAGCAGCUCACUCGACAACGCGCUGUCCGGAGACGCACACAACACGACGGAAACGCACGAAAUCUCACAGAAGAACUCGACCGCCGACUCGACCGAGAGUGACCAAGAAGCUUCAACUGGUACCAAGCCAAGCAGCAGUGAAGAUCGUACACCAGCCCCCACACCGGCACCAACACCAGCAGUUAAGCGAGUGACUCUGCCCUGGGUCGAGACGUUCAUCGACUUCAAGACGGAGGAGCACACGCUACUCGGAGACAACACUCUGCGUCGCCGCACUACGGGGUUCAAAGGCGACCUCGCGUUCGACGUCAACGUGUCGGACGACAACCCGCCCAACGUCUUGGUCAUCGUGGUCGAAGCGUUCCGGUACCACGACUCGCACUACCUCGUCGGUAAAGAAGACCCGUCCAACCUGUUCAAGGGGAGCAACAUCACGAUCACCCCCAACUUCGACAAGUGGGCGAAGCGGAACAUCGCUCUACGCAAUUUCUGGUCCAGUUGGAGAACGAGUCGGUCGGUGGAGAGUCUCAUGUUCGCUCAGCUGCCGUACGACAGCGUGACCAAGUCGGGCAUGACCGGAGGCCAACAAUCCACCAAGCUGGCUGGCUUGCCGCAAUUGUACUCGGCCAAGGGCUACGAGACCUUCUUCACGACUGGGUGUUUGACCGACUACGACGGAUGGGACGACUUCCUGCCUACCCACGGGUUCGACACGGUCUGGAGUCGCAAUGAGAUGAUGAAGAUCGCGGAGAAGGAGCUGGGGAUCACGCACGAUCAGUGGAAUGGCGACGAGCACCGCGGGCUCAAUUGGGGAGUACACGACGACUUAAGCUUCCAGAUCCUCGGCGACUUGAUGGUGAAGAAGACCAAGGAGCAAGCGGAGCGAGUGGCAAGAGGGGAACGAAAGAAACCGCUGUUCCUCAACCACUACACCAUUUCGAGCCAUGUUGACUUCAUACAACGUCCGAAAUGGUACGCCGAGGCUGAGAAGCCAGACUUCUCCGCGCUCUACAAAGGCGAGGAGUACGCCGACAACAUCAAGAACUACCUCGAGAUGCGCUACUUCGCCGACGUCGAAAUGGGCAAGUUCCUCGACCGCAUGGCUCAAGAGGGCAUCCUGAACGACACCAUCAUCGUCAUCUCGGGGGACCACGGCCAGGGCCCCGAGUUCGGCAACGACGUGCCGGAAGACCGCGAUGUGUCGGCCACGCGCGUGGCUGGAGCCAUCAUCGCUGAGGGGCGACUGGGGAAUGCGUCGGGACUGGUGAUCGACGACGCCACGGAGCAGUACGACAUCCUGAAUACGCUGGCGGAUAUCACGGGGGUGCCUGAGAGAGGUUUCGAGCAGGACGGCGUGGGUCGGUCGCUCAAGCGGAAGACGAAGUUCGGGGAGAGGACCGUGUACAGCAACAACCCAACGAGGAAGAUGUCGGUGGUGCGCGGCCACCUGCGGCUGCGCUAUGAGAGGAUGACCGACUACGUUCUGCUGCACAACGCGGAUACGGACCACGACAUGAAGAACGACUUGCUGCCGGGACUGUCCGAGGCAGAGCGCGCCGAGUGGCUGCGCUGGCGCGACAAGGGCCGACUCAUCAACUCCUACUACACCAAGCACUGGGAAACGAGGUGCCUGCUUGACGGAGAUUGCGAGCAGUAA